This is a messenger RNA of Seminavis robusta, 1395 nucleotides long. The record is from the annotation of a GenBank genome assembly. NCBI's taxonomy places the organism in Eukaryota, Bacillariophyta, Bacillariophyceae, Naviculales, Naviculaceae.
AUGAUGCUUUCCUAUUCGUGGGAUUAUCGUGUCGUCGAUGCCAUCCAAGAGUUUUGUCAACAAAACAAGCACGAUCCACAAACUACUCGCGUCUGGAUCUGUUUUGUUUGUCUCAAUCAAUUCCGGACGCUCCGUGACCCUGUUCCCUUUUCUGUUUUUCGAAACAUUUUUCAACAAAAGGUACAAGCGGUCGAGGUAGUCCUCGGGCUGCUGGUACCCUGGACUCAGCCCAUUGCCUUGUCCAGAGCUUGGUGUGCCUUUGAGUUCUUUUCGGCAUUGAAAUCGGACAAACUGGCGGUUAUCAUUCCGCAAUCGGAAUGGGAAAAGUUUGAGGAUUCACUCGAUUCCUCCGAAGGUGUGCUCGGAGGUGUCAGCAAUGUGCUGGAAGCGACCAGCAAAAUUUGUGUAGAGCAUGCCCGGGCUACACAUCCUCAGGACAAGGCGAAUGUACUCAAGAUGAUCAUUGGACGUGAAGAUAAUGAAGUAGCAUUGGAUGACAAUCAGCGUCCCAUUGAUUUGACUAAGCAAGAGCAACAAAUGUGUACCCAAGUCAAUGCCGACAUUAUCGAUGAAAUGAAACGAUGGUACUGCGAAAGUGCUCUUGUUCGGCUAGAGGAACUCAUUGCUCAUGCGGAUAAUCCAGAAGCAAUCCCAAUCAACCGUUUCUGCGCCGUGGCCUGGAUGCUGGCUUCUUUCAACAGAGUGCCAAACUCGUGUCCAAAGGCUCGUGACAUGCUGGCCCAUGCACGAGAAAAACUAGGUGCUACUGAGACCCUAGGAAUUGCGCAGAUUCGAUUGUACGAGGGCACCAUUCUUCGGAAGAUUGGGGCCUCUCUCCACGACAACAAUCAGAGAGACGAGGUGUUUGCCCAGAGUCUUGACUCGUUUCUCUGUUCGAAACGCAUUUUCCAGCAGCUCGACGCUACAUCCAGCGUCAUGUAUAGCAAUUUGAUGGCUGGGAUUGGCCUGUUGCAGAGUCUCAUGAACAAUAUGGAUCAAAGUCUUGAAGCCUUUGAGGAAAUGGCUCAAGCUCUGGAUAGCUGCCAGUGCCGCACAGAAGCUGUAAUAGACUUUGUCAAUGGAUACAAAUGCUGGGCCAUCACGUAUCGCAACAUGCAACACUACGAUCAAGCCAUUGACAAGUUUGAGAUUGCCAUGGAGGUCGCCAGAGCGGGAGAUCAAAAGUACAACGUCUGGUACUCGGAUUUGCUGCUGCAAUAUGCGUGUACCUUUGCAAUCCCCGAACGCAUGGACUCGCAACGGGCUGACUCCCUUUGCAGCCAGGUAUCUUACAUUUUGAACAGACUCGGGUUGCGCGAGGGUUCCAAUCAGUUUCGGAUAUUGCAGGACUUGAGGCGACAACUCGAGGAACGGAAACCACGCGGCGACAAUUGA